Molecule: messenger RNA, 993 nt
Organism: Annulohypoxylon truncatum
Lineage: Eukaryota; Fungi; Ascomycota; Sordariomycetes; Xylariales; Hypoxylaceae
Exons: 3
Coding region: 1-993 (330 amino acids)
Biological process (GO): mycotoxin biosynthetic process
Source: RefSeq, a predicted model, not a curated record
AUGGCUUCAAAACUCACGUAUUCCCCCGAACUCCCUCUAAAGCCAGACAAAUCGAUCGAAUUCGCCUUAUCGCCUUCCUCUUCCUUCACCAUGGAAGAACAAGACGAGGAGGCUGAGAGGUUAUUACGCGAGAAGCCAGAGCUCCGGAAAGGGCCGAAUCGGUGCCGUUUACGGAUAAGCGUCGCCAUACUAUUAACAAUCAUAAACAUUGUCUUAUUCUCGAUAUCCCUUGCGCUCUUCUCCGCGGCGCGAGGUCAGAGAAAUCGGCUCAAUGCCGAGCUACGGCAAGCAUCUACUCACAGCCCGGUCUUCGAGAGGGUAGACCUGGAGAUGAAACCUAAGAUCGUCCAAGGCACGCUAUUUCCGGCUAAGCAAGGAGCCUCGAUCGCGCGAGAGCUGCCUAACCCAGCCGCUGACGAGCUAUGGGACGAAUGGGAACUGAGUCGCUUUUAUCCCUUGACACAAGACGACAUCAUCCGGAUGGGUAAGGAUCCAUCCACCGUUCCGAAGUUAGAGAAUUCCGAGUGGGGACUAGGCGACGACGCUUAUGUCGGCGCGUUUGACGUGUACCACCAGAUCCAUUGCCUGAAUGCUUUGCGCCGUACUGCAUAUAGUGGCUACUAUCAUCUGAAGAUGCUCAACCAUUCCGUCAUGGGCCUACACGAGAUACAUAUCAACCACUGCGUUGACAUCCUCUUACAAGCGCUGCAGUGCAGUGGCAACGUCAAUUUCAUGACGUACCACUGGGUUGCGGGGCAGGAAUACCCUCAACCUGAUAUGUCGAUCAACCGGCAAUGUAUCAAUUUUGAGAAACUCACAAAAUUCCGCAGAGAAAACGGGCUCGACCUGGACAAGUACGUCCAGAGAAUGAAGAAGUCCUUACAUCCGACGGUGAAGGAACGACAUCAAAGCGAUGCCUAUUACUAUUGGUAUAAUGAGACGAAUCCUAACCACAUAAACGGAGCGAAUCCUGGUGAGGACUUCAACAUGUAG